This is a messenger RNA of Coniosporium apollinis CBS 100218, 1191 nucleotides long. Its product is annotated as ketol-acid reductoisomerase, mitochondrial. Gene Ontology annotation, cellular component: mitochondrion. The transcript has 4 exons. Gene Ontology annotation, molecular function: ketol-acid reductoisomerase activity. NCBI's taxonomy places the organism in Eukaryota, Fungi, Ascomycota, Dothideomycetes. Bases 1 to 1191 code for a protein of 396 amino acids. The record is from RefSeq and is a predicted model, not a curated record. Gene Ontology annotation, biological process: L-valine biosynthetic process.
AUGGCUUCCCGUGGUGCGUCCAGAGCUCUACGCGCUUCGGCAAAGCAAUUGGCCGCGCCUGCUGUCCAGCGCCGGACGUUUGUCUCGGCGCUCAAUGCUGCGAGAGCAGGCGUCACUGCUGCGCCGAGGGCUGCUGUUACAGCACCGUUUGUGCAGAAGAGGGGAGUGAAGACUGUGGACUUUGCGGGGACGAAGGAGACGGUGUACGAGCGUGAGGACUGGCCGAGGGAGAAGCUGUUGGACUACUUCAAGGAUGACACCCUCGCCAUGAUCGGCUACGGCUCCCAGGGCCACGGCCAGGGCCUCAAUCUCCGCGACAACGGUCUCAACGUCAUCAUCGGCGUGCGGAAGAACGGCCAGUCGUGGAAGGAGGCUGAGCAGGAUGGCUGGGUCCCGGGCAAGAACCUCUUCGAGAUCGACGAGGCCAUCUCCAAGGGCACCAUCAUCAUGAACAUGCUCAGCGAUGCUGCGCAGAGCGAGACGUGGCCGCAGAUUAAGCCGCAGUUGACUAAGGGCAAGACCCUUUACUUCUCCCACGGCUUCUCCCCUGUCUUCAAGUCCCUCACCAAAGUCGAGGUCCCCACCGACAUCGACGUGAUCCUCGUCGCGCCCAAGGGCUCCGGCCGCACGGUCCGCACUCUCUUCCGCGAAGGGCGCGGCAUCAACUCCUCCGUCGCCGUCUACCAAGACGUGACCGGCAAAGCCGAGGAGAAGGCCGUCGCGCUCGGCGUCGCCGUCGGCAGCGGCUACCUGUACAAGACGACCUUCGAGAAGGAAGUCUACUCGGAUCUCUACGGCGAGCGCGGCUGCCUCAUGGGCGGCAUCCACGGCAUGUUCCUCGCCCAGUACGAGGUCCUGCGCGAGCGGGGCCACUCGCCGUCCGAGGCGUUCAACGAGACCGUCGAGGAGGCUACCCAGAGCCUGUACCCGCUUAUCGGCCAGAAUGGCAUGGAUUAUAUGUAUGCGGCGUGCAGUACCACGGCUAGACGUGGCGCCAUUGAUUGGAGCAAGAAGUUCAAGGAUACGCUCAAGCCGGUGUUCAAUGAGCUGUAUGAUUCCGUCCAGGAUGGUACCGAGACGAAGCGGAGUCUGGAGUACAAUAGCAGACCGGACUACAGGGAGGCGUUUGAGAAGGAGAUGGAGGAGAUUCGAGGCUUGGAGAUUUGGAGGGCUGGCAAGGCUGUGCGGUAA